Pseudomassariella vexata is the source of this 348-nucleotide messenger RNA. RefSeq lists its product as uncharacterized. The transcript is spliced from 2 exons. Bases 82 to 348 code for a protein of 88 amino acids. The record is from RefSeq and is a predicted model, not a curated record. NCBI's taxonomy places the organism in Eukaryota, Fungi, Ascomycota, Sordariomycetes, Amphisphaeriales, Pseudomassariaceae.
AGUCAACAAGCCUUCCCUACCACUUCAAACCAAUCUUCCAGCUCCCAAGGCCUUUACCCACCCCUCAAAACCUCAGUCAAAAUGCAGUUCUCCACCAUCACCACCGUCCUGGCUUUCACCGCCGCUGCCUUCGCUGCCCCUGCCGUCGAAGCUGAAGGCCUCGAGGUCCGCACUGGCACUCCCGCCGCGUCGAACAAGCAACUCUGCUGCAACGGCAUCCUCACCUGCGUCGUGCAGAUUCUCGGUGACGUCUGCACCACUAAGAAAUACAAUUGCAAGACUUCGGCCCCCGCGGGCUCUACUUUGCUCAAUGUCAACCUCCAGCUCCUCAACUGCGUCUCGCUCUAA